Molecule: messenger RNA, 1115 nt
Organism: Salvia splendens (bonfire salvia)
Lineage: Eukaryota; Viridiplantae; Streptophyta; Magnoliopsida; Lamiales; Lamiaceae
Product: Ubiquitin-like superfamily protein
Exons: 1
Coding region: 14-733 (239 amino acids)
Biological process (GO): proteasome-mediated ubiquitin-dependent protein catabolic process
Cellular component (GO): cytosol; nucleoplasm
Molecular function (GO): polyubiquitin modification-dependent protein binding; proteasome binding; ubiquitin binding
Source: RefSeq, a predicted model, not a curated record
ACCACACAAAAUCAUGAAGAUCAUAAUCAAUACGAAACUCUGCAAAUUCACCAUAGACGUUAGCACCCAGGAGCCAAUCCUGGAAAUAAAAAACAAAAUCCAGGGGCUCUUGGGAAUCCCGGCCCAUUCCCAGACCUUGACGGUAUGGGACUGGGAGCUAAUCGACGGACUCGACCUAGAAGACUACCCGCUCAUCUCAGAUGGCACCAACAUCAACCUCUCUACCACGAGCGCCAAAAUGAAGAUCACUGUCAAAUUCUCAGCAAGGAAGAUGGAGGUGGAGGCGGAGCAGAGUGACACGGUGGGGAGGCUGAGGGAGAAGAUCCACAUGAUGGAGCGGACACCGAUGAGGAGGAUGGCGCUGUUGUUCAAUGGGGCGGAGAUGGAGGAUGAUUUGAGGAGUCUGCGGGAGUAUGGGGUGGGAGGGGGAGGGGAGGUGGUGGUGCUGAUGAAGGCGAUGGGGGAGGCGACGUCGAGGAGGGUGGCGGUGGUGGUGCAGACGUCGGCUAGCUUGAUGGACGGGGCGAGGAUUCCGGUGGAGGUGAAGGAUUCGAGUAGGGUUGGGGAGGUGAGGGAGAUGCUGGUGGAGAGGAAACUGCUGCCGUUGGAUGAGUAUAUACUUAUACAUAAGCAGAGGAUUAUGCGUGAGGAUUUUAGCCUGCGUUGGCAUGGUGUCGAGACUGGUGAUGUUUUGUAUGUUUUCAAGGGAAGUGUUAGCCGCGCCGGGAUCUAACCUACCCUAUUUUCUUACUUGAGGUUUCUUACUUGAGAUUAAUAGAAUAGAUAUGAAGGAUUGUUAAAUAAUUAAUCCCAAUUUUUGGGUUAUAAAUUAAUCAUGCAUUACAUUGAGUAGGAUACUAGAUUUAUUAACUUCCUUUAUUUAUAUUCUACCUAUUUCUUGGUAAACAUUAAUCUCAUACACGAUAUACAUAAUUCAAAUUCUGACACAAUACAACUAACCAACUAAUACUAAGUUGGAACCAAAAUGCCCUUAUACUAUUUUAUGGGAAUAUUAAUAUAUAUUUUGAUUAAUAAAAAAUAAGUGAAGAGUUGCUCAGAUGCACCGAUAUCUUCUCAUGAAUAAGAAGAAGGUGCAAUGGACCCAACCAUCACAU